CUUCACUUCUUCUUACCACCUCGAUUCUACCUUACUCCAACAGCCGCUCGUUGUAUUCCAACAUCCACCGUCGCUAUCACCAGAACCCCAGUAUUCAACACCCAUAAUCAAGUAAUCCCACCACCACAAACAACAUGCGUUACUCAUUCGCUGCCUUCCUCGCCGUUGCUGGCGUCGCAUGCGCCGACUCUCCAAGCGGCUACGUUGUGACACAGAUUGGUGACGGACAGAUCCAAGCCCCGACUGCCCCAGCAGCCUACACUCCUGCUCCAGAGGCUACCACCAGCGUUGCGGCCGCGCCCUCGGCCCCGGCCCCGGCCCCGUACUCCUCUGCCAGUAGCGCUGAGGUUCCGUCUGCGCCAGCCCCAGCGCCGUACAGCUCUGAGGCUCCGUCUGCGCCAGCCCCAGCACCGUACAGCUCUGAGGCUCCAUCCGCGCCAGUUUACUCCUCGGUCGAGACAUCCGCUAUGCAGCCAUCUGCUCCAGUGUAUGAGUCGGCCUCUUCCGCUGUCGUGAGUCCAUCGACUGCUGCUGGUCCUGUUGCAUCUACUCCUGCUGGCCCCGUUGGAUACACUUCCGCUGGUCCAGUUGCAUCUACCCCUGCCGCCCCAUCUGCUUACGUCUCGACGCCCGUCGCCGCCGGCACUCCUGCCCCAUACCCAACCGGCUCCAACACUACCAUGGUCACGGCCACCGGGAUGCCUGCAACAUCCACCGAAGCUGGCGCUGUCGGCGGUUCCUCGACAUCUGCCAUCGCGACGGCGACUGGUGCAGCCACCGCCCUUCAAAUCGGUGGAAGCGUCGCUGCCGUGUUCGGCGCCAUGUUCGCUGUUCUCGCAUAGAACCUGGGAUUGUGACGAAUGGUCAGGAUGACGCGCCGAAGCGGGUCUUUCGGCCUUCUGGCGCACUGUGAGAUGACAGACACGUGCGCUCCGGAUCGAGCAUUCGAUGUUGGACUUCUGGUCGCCUACGGGCCUUUAAUAAAAUGUUCUGCUUUCUAGCGCAGGUAUAGAUACAGUACAGUACCGCACAGCACAGCACACAGACGAACGAGAAUUGAAACUGCAAACAAACACUACACGCUAUCAAGCUUCGCACUGUUGACGCUAUAUCUCUCCUGAGUAGUACUUAUGAAGUUGCACGAUAAGUUUCAGCCCUACACAAGCCCUGUGAUGGCGGCACAAAGUCAAAAUGCAUUAGCUUUC
Sphaerulina musiva SO2202 is the source of this 1205-nucleotide messenger RNA. RefSeq lists its product as uncharacterized. The record is from RefSeq and is a predicted model, not a curated record. Gene Ontology annotation, cellular component: cell wall. Bases 135 to 842 code for a protein of 235 amino acids. The transcript has 3 exons. Lineage: Eukaryota; Fungi; Ascomycota; Dothideomycetes; Mycosphaerellales; Mycosphaerellaceae. Gene Ontology annotation, molecular function: structural constituent of cell wall.